UAACAUGGGUAUAUCGGUGGAUAAACAAUAACAAAUAAAAAAAUAUAAACAUUUACAACUAAAAGCAGAAUGUCUAGUAAUAAUCGCAAACGAACGGCCAAUGGAAGUAGCAGCGAAUCGGAGCCGGAUAGUGAAGAGGAGUCGCGUCUUAAGGAUUUGCGGGAACGAGAUGAGUUCGCCAAUCGUCUGAAGCAACGCGAUGAGGAGCGAACCCGCAAGGUGGUAGAAUCUACCGGCGGACGCAAGGCAAUUGAAGAAGCUACCAAACGACUAAAACUGGAGCACGAGGAUCGGGAUAAAAUAGUUCCUCAUUUGCGAAUCAAGUCACGUCGUCAGUAUCUAGAGAAGCGCAAAGAUGACAAAGUGGCCGAACUGGAGGCGGAUAUCUUAGAUGAUGAAUAUCUCUUCGAAGAGAGUGUGUUGACGAAACGGGAGAAGGAAGAGCGUCAUUAUAAGAAGCAAUUGCUGAAUAUAGCCAAGGAACAUGAGAAGGCCAGAGAAUUGGAGCGCGUGCAACGUUAUCGCAUGCCCCAGGAUCUGAAAAAGGGUGAAAAAUCGGAAUACGUGGAAGUUGAUGACUAUGAGAAACAACCAAAUUCAGAGCAAAAGAAAUGGGAAGCCGAGUUGUUGGCCUCCGCUUUGGGUUCUCAUUAUGGUUCGAACAAGGAUUCUAAGGCCCAGGACGAAUAUGAAUUGCUGCUGGAUGAUCAAAUUGACUUUAUUCAGGCUCUAACCCUAGAUGGCAAUAGGGAAAAGUCGUCGUCAUCCAGUCGACAGCCUGAGUUGACAGAGAAGGAACGUAAACGUAUGACGCUGGAUGAGACAAAACGCUCGUUGCCCGUGUAUCCUUUCAAAGAUGAUCUGAUAGCAGCCGUUAAAGAGCAUCAGGUUCUUAUUAUUGAAGGCGAAACUGGUUCAGGAAAAACCACCCAAGUACCACAGUAUUUGGUAGAAGCUGGUUUCACAAAGGAUAAAAAGAUGAUUGGUUGCACCCAGCCACGUCGAGUGGCUGCCAUGUCUGUGGCUGCUCGUGUGGCCGAAGAAAUGGGCGUAAAACUGGGCAAUGAAGUAGGGUAUAGCAUACGUUUUGAGGAUUGCACAUCGGAUCGUACCAUAUUGAAGUAUAUGACGGAUGGUACAUUACAUCGUGAAUUUCUCUCAGAACCCGAUUUGGGUUCUUAUAGUGUAAUGAUCAUUGAUGAGGCUCACGAGAGAACUCUGCAUACAGAUAUCCUUUUUGGUCUAGUCAAAGACAUAGCCAGAUUUAGGCCAGAAUUGAAACUACUCAUUUCCAGUGCCACCUUGGAUGCGGACAAAUUUUCAGCUUUUUUCGAUGAUGCUCCCAUAUUUCGAAUACCUGGCAGGCGUUAUCCUGUCGAUAUCUUUUAUACCAAAGCACCGGAAGCUGAUUACAUUGAUGCCUGUUGUGUGUCGGUAUUGCAAAUUCAUGCCACUCAGCCAUUAGGUGAUAUUUUGGUGUUCCUUACCGGUCAGGAUGAGAUCGAAACGUGUCAGGAGGUUCUGCAGGAUCGUGUGAAACGGUUGGGCUCUAAAAUACGCGAACUGGUAGUUGUGCCCGUCUAUGCCAAUUUACCCAGCGAUAUGCAGGCGAAAAUUUUUGAGCCCACUCCACCAAAUGCCCGUAAAGUCAUUUUGGCCACGAACAUAGCCGAAACGUCGCUGACCAUAGAUAACAUUAUCUAUGUCAUCGAUCCCGGUUUUGCAAAACAAAAUAAUUUUAAUUCACGCACUGGCAUGGAAUCCCUAAUGGUUGUGCCCAUUUCAAAGGCCUCUGCCAAUCAGCGAGCUGGUCGAGCAGGACGCACAGCGCCAGGCAAAUGCUUUCGUCUAUAUACAGCUUGGGCCUAUAAGCAUGAACUGGAGGAUAACACAGUGCCCGAAAUACAGCGCAUUAAUCUCGGCAACGCUGUUCUUAUGCUUAAGGCCUUGGGCAUCAAUGAUCUAAUACAUUUUGACUUUCUUGAUCCACCACCACAUGAGACAUUGGUACUGGCUUUGGAACAACUUUAUGCCUUGGGUGCUUUAAAUCAUCAUGGAGAACUGACCAAAUUGGGCAGACGUAUGGCCGAGUUUCCUGUGGAUCCCAUGAUGGGUAAAAUGUUACUGGCCAGCGAAAAGUACAAAUGCUCUGAGGAAAUGGUUACCAUUGCAGCCAUGUUGUCGGUGAAUAGUGCCAUUUUCUAUAGGCCAAAAGAUAAAAUUAUUCAUGCCGACACAGCCCGCAAGAAUUUCAAUCAUAUGCAUGGCGAUCAUUUGAGUCUGCUUCAGGUCUACAAUCAAUGGGCUGAGACAGACUAUAGUACGCAAUGGUGUUAUGAGAAUUUUAUUCAAUACCGCUCCAUGAAACGGGCAAGAGAUGUACGCGAGCAACUGGCUGGCCUAAUGCAGCGGGUGGAAAUCGACAUGGUCAGUUGCCUGCCAGAGACGAUUAAUGUGAGAAAAGCAGCCACGUCUGGUUACUUCUAUCAUGUGGCACGCCUCUCCAAGGGUGGACACUACAAGACCAUUAAACACAAUCAGACUGUAAUGAUUCAUCCGAAUUCAUCGCUGUUCGAAGAGCUGCCACGCUGGGUCCUCUACCAUGAGUUGGUGUUUACUUCCAAGGAAUAUAUGCGACAAGUGAUUGAAAUUGAAAGUAAAUGGCUGUUAGAAGUCGCACCACAUUAUUAUAAAGCCAAGGAAUUGGAGGAUUCUACAAAUAAGAAAAUGCCCAAAGUAACGGGGCGUUCUGAUAUGACACAAUAAAGAAGGCAAUAUAACAAAUUAA
Messenger RNA from Drosophila willistoni, 2788 nucleotides. RefSeq names its product pre-mRNA-splicing factor ATP-dependent RNA helicase DHX16 (gene l(2)37Cb). The transcript is spliced from 4 exons. The coding region runs from base 70 to 2766 and encodes 898 amino acids. The record is from RefSeq and is a predicted model, not a curated record. Gene Ontology annotation, molecular function: RNA binding; ATP binding. Lineage: Eukaryota; Metazoa; Arthropoda; Insecta; Diptera; Drosophilidae. Gene Ontology annotation, cellular component: catalytic step 2 spliceosome; intracellular anatomical structure.